This is a messenger RNA of Zootoca vivipara (common lizard), 2174 nucleotides long. RefSeq names its product high mobility group box 3 (gene HMGB3). The record is from RefSeq and is a predicted model, not a curated record. Gene Ontology annotation, cellular component: nucleus. Gene Ontology annotation, molecular function: DNA binding. Lineage: Eukaryota; Metazoa; Chordata; Lepidosauria; Squamata; Lacertidae.
GAAGCCAACGCGAGGCUGAGCCCCAUCUACUAGCGCUGAGUCUUAGCGCGUCGUGUGUGCGCCUCGCUCUCUUCCCUUGCAUAUCGCCUAGGUUAAAGCGAACAAUACAGGGAGUAAAGAUGGCUAAAGGUGACCCGAAGAAGCCGAAGGGGAAGAUGUCUGCUUAUGCCUUCUUUGUUCAGACCUGCCGUGAAGAACACAAGAAGAAGAAUCCGGAAGUUCCCGUCAACUUCGCAGAGUUCUCCAAGAAGUGCUCAGAGAGGUGGAAGACCAUGUCAAGCAAAGAGAAGGGGAAAUUUGAUGAGAUGGCUAAAGCUGAUAAAGUGCGGUAUGAUAGAGAGAUGAAGGAUUACGGACCAGCAAAGGGUGGUAAGAAGAAGAAGGACCCCAAUGCCCCCAAACGGCCACCGUCUGGAUUCUUCCUGUUCUGUUCAGAAUUCCGUCCCAAGAUCAAAUCCACUAAUCCUGGCAUCUCCAUUGGAGACGUGGCAAAGAAAUUGGGUGAAAUGUGGAACAACCUCAGUGAUGGGGAAAAGCAGCCUUACAACAACAAGGCUGCAAAACUGAAGGAGAAGUAUGAGAAGGAUGUGGCUGACUACAAGUCUAAAGGCAAGUUUGAUGGUGCAAAGAGUGCUGCGGCUAAAGCUGCUGCUGCAGCUCGAAAAAAGGUAGAAGAGGAGGAGGAUGACGAAGAAGACGACGAGGAGGAAGAUGAUGAGGAGGAGGACGAUGAAUGAGAAACUGUAUAAUACUUGUCUCCAUGUGAAUACCAUAGAGUAGGGGAAACACCAUUUGGAAAAAGAGAAAACAAAACAAGGCACCUGUUGCUUAAGACGGUGUCUUUAUUUGCCCUUUUUAUUAGGCUUAAAUGACACAAUUUGGAUUCUGACCACACCAUACGUAGCUCCUUUGGGGAAGAGAAUUUCGAAUAAAACAUGCUCUAAGGGGGGGAAAGAAGGAAGGAAGAAAGCUUAAAAGCAACCAAACCACAGUUUACGUUAAGUGGCCACGGGUUACACCCUGAAACUGUAACAAAGUUGUACAUAUUUCCAAACAUUUUUAAAACGAAAAAAAAAGAAAAAAAAGUGGGAGCAAGGUGCUCUCGUGUUCUCCUCAACUCUGUGCACUUUCCUGUUGGUGUAACAAAGCAUUUAAAAAUGUUUCUCAAGCAUCUUAUUUUUUAAUUUGUAAGGUGGUGUUUUAACUAUAUGGUUAUUGGCUAGAAAAUCCUGGGUUAUAAAACUGUACAUAUCUAUAGUUUGUAAAAACUAGACAGAUUCUUGUGGUUCAUGCUUUGAGCAGUGAUGCCCUCAGGGUGGGAAGGCAAAUGACUCACUGAAGGUUGUAAUGUUAUUCCACAGAGGGGUCGUGUCUCAAAGCACGCUCUACGAAAUUAGAUCUAUUUACACUACAGUGGGCGUCCAUUUAGCUUAAAGUUGUCUUUCUGUAUAUAGUGAAACUAGCAUUCUGCGGCCAUUCUUAGUUGUGGAAGGGGAGGGGGGGACUUCAACUGGCAUGAGAAAAUGUAUGGAAUCUUUUUUUUCUUUCCCUUUUUUUAGUUAAGCGGGGUAGUUUUUAAACGGAAACUGUAGGUCUCUUCGUUGUCAGCUUAAAACGUGAAGAGAGGGCGCAGAAAACAAGUUCAAAAACACUCUGUACUUAAAAAGAGAAACAAAAAUUUGCAAAAACGUUAUGUUGGUUUUUUUUGUAUGUUUAGAAUGCUGAAAUGUUUUUGAAGCAAAAAUAAACAGUAUUACAUUUUUCAAACCUCUUGACAAUAUUCUAAAAAUUUUCUGCUUUGAACAAGGUUCCCUGCAGCAGCAGCAGCAGCAAAAGGAAACAUUAGCAGUUCUGGCAGUGUCAACCCAGCCAGUGGACCAGGUUAAAACUUAUAGCAGAUAUUUUUUCCCCCACUUUCCCAAGGAUGAACAUGAAGUACAGUUUCAAUGCUGGUCUAGGAAAGGUGACUACUUGAGUUAAAGAUGCUAUGCAAGUUUGAGUCUCUUACUCCUUUGAAAGUAGGAGGCUUGUGACCUUAAAUUGUGUGAAUUACCACCAUUUGGAAAGGUAGGUGACUAAGGGGGAGCAGAUGUUUCUUUCUAGCUGUGUUGGGUACCUUUAUAGCCCAAAUGCUAUGCUUUGUAAAUAUUAAAAUGUGCCUUUUUUGUCCUGUG